Colias croceus (clouded yellow) is the source of this 1389-nucleotide messenger RNA. RefSeq names its product vesicle transport through interaction with t-SNAREs homolog 1A (gene Vti1a). The coding region runs from base 443 to 1072 and encodes 209 amino acids. Gene Ontology annotation, cellular component: ER to Golgi transport vesicle membrane; Golgi apparatus; endoplasmic reticulum membrane. Gene Ontology annotation, biological process: intracellular protein transport; vesicle fusion with Golgi apparatus; retrograde transport, endosome to Golgi. Lineage: Eukaryota; Metazoa; Arthropoda; Insecta; Lepidoptera; Pieridae. The record is from RefSeq and is a predicted model, not a curated record. Gene Ontology annotation, molecular function: SNAP receptor activity; SNARE binding. The transcript is spliced from 6 exons.
UUAAUAAAUAAAUAAUUUCUUUCUACACCAAAGUCUGAUCAAAACUAAAGAAGAUUGGAAGAUUAGCAGAUCAACUAGCAAAAAGCGAAUUUGAAGUACAUAUACAGUAAUUUUUUAGCAAUAUCUAACAUGGAUAUUCAUCAUCAUCAUCCUUUUAUCAUCUUAAUUUUUUUGCAAUCUUUGGGAAUCGAUGACUUGGACUUGUGACAUAAUUUGUCAAAUUAAUGACAGCGGUCACGGUCAGUGAAGUAUUUUGAUAUUGAUGGAUCAAAAUCUUCGAAAUUUCUCCAGCAAGUUAGACAAAUCGUUCAUAAUUCGUAUUAAUUGCAAUAUAAAUUUUAUGAGCUAUGCGAUUGUAAGAAUAUCAUUCCAUUAAUAACUAUUUUGGCUUUGUGUAUCGAAUAAUGUGUGCAGUUGUUAUCAGUGUUUGCAAUUAAUUAAGAUGGCUACUUUAAUUCAAUCAUACGAACAACAAUAUUCAGUUUUAACUGCUGAUAUUACUGCAAAAAUUGGUCGUCUGAAAUCUGGAAGCGACGAUGACCGUGAUAAACUCUCCAGAGAGAUUCAGUCUAACUUUGAAGAAGCUAAUGACUUGCUUGAGCAAUUAGAGUUGGAAUACCGCGGCUCGGGCGCCGGGUCCCGCGUCGCUGCGUACCGGGCGGAGUUGCAGCGCGUGCGUGAAGAGUAUCGCUCCGUGUUUAAUAAUUCGGCUACAUAUAAUAUAGACCCUGACGAAUACGAAGACUGGUCGACAGUCAACGAGCAGCGACGCAAGCUGCUCGACAACACUGAACGUCUAGAGCGAACCGGCAAGAACCUCACCGAGGGCUACCGGGUGGUUCUGGAGACGGAGCAGAUCGGUGCCGCCGUGCUGCAAGACCUGCACAGCCAGCGAGAAACCAUACAGAGGUCCAGGGGAAGGUUGCGCGAGACAGACGCCACACUGUCCCGCUCCGGGCGGGUAGCACAGAGCAUGCUGGCUCGAGCGCUACAAACGCGGCUGGUGCUGGGCGCCGUGCUGGUGCUGCUGGCGCUGCUGGCCGCGCUCGGGCUCUACCUGUACGUCACCUAGCUACGCCUGCUGCUGGGGCACUGCCAGGAAUAUUUCUACCUGGAUCACAGAGUCCUAGCACAGUGGAUCUACUAUCUCUACAUGAUCUGCACCAAGAUAUUGCCCACAGGUCUAAGGAUCUUCCUGUUCGCGAAACUAGUACUUGCUAUACUACGUUUUAAGUAUAAAGUUUUGCGCGGGUAUUACUAGAACACUAUCGUUAUCUGUGCAAGUGUCAAUGUCAAAAAAAAUGUGGAAGUUUUGCGCGGGAACAAUAUUUCUUGUCUGUGGUUGACAUCGAUAUGUGACAUUAAAAUGUUAUUAAUUAUUAUCUGUGC